GUCUUGGAACCACAACGCCUCGAAGAAAACCUCUGGAAAGAGACUUUGAGACUAUAAAGCUCAUCAGCAAUGGGGCUUAUGGUGCCGUGUACCUGGUAAGGCAUCGCGGGACACGGCAGAGGUUUGCCAUGAAGAAGAUCAACCGGCAGAACUUGAUCCUGAGGAACCAGAUCCAGCAGGUGUUUGUGGAGCGAGACAUCCUGACGUUUGCAGAGAACCCUUUUGUGGUCAGCAUGUUCUGCUCCUUUGAGACACGACGGCACCUCUGCAUGGUCAUGGAGUAUGUGGAGGGUGGAGACUGUGCAAAUUUGCUGAAGAAUAUGGGUCCCUUGCCGGUGGACAUGGCCAGAAUGUACUUUGCAGAGACUGUUCUGGCACUAGAGUAUCUUCAUAAUUAUGGCAUCGUGCACAGGGAUCUCAAACCUGACAACUUGCUCAUUACGUCAAUGGGGCACAUUAAACUGACUGACUUCGGUCUGUCUAAAAUCGGUUUAAUGAACAUGACCACAAACCUGUAUGAAGAACACAUGGAGAAAGACACAAGAGAGUUCAUUGAUAAACAGGUCUGUGGCACUCCAGAGUACAUUGCACCAGAGGUGAUCCUGAGGCAAGGUUAUGGAAAACCUGUGGAUUGGUGGGCCAUGGGCAUUAUCCUGUAUGAGUUCCUGGUGGGCUGUGUGCCUUUCUUUGGAGACACACCAGAAGAGCUCUUUGGCCAGGUGGUCAGUGAUGAAAUUGAGUGGCCAGAGGGUGAUGAUGCAUUGCCUCUUGAGUCUCAAGACCUCAUCACAAAACUGCUUAGACAGAGUUCCAAAGAGCGCUUGGGAGCUGGAGGGGCAGCAGAGGUCAAACAUCACAUCUUCUUCCAUGGUCUGGACUGGAGUGGACUGUUACGACAGAAAGCAGAGUUCAUUCCACAGCUUGAAACUGAAGAAGACACAAGCUACUUUGACACACGUUCUGAUCGUUACCAUCACUCUGAGGAGGAUGAUGAGACCAACGACGAUGAAUCUUAUCAGGAGAUCAAGUUCUCUUCCUGCUCGCAUCGCUUCAGCAAGGUGUACAGUAGCACCGAGCAGUUGGCUUCUCCCUCCAACUUGAGCCUGUCCUCUGAGCGGAGCUGCAGUGAGGAGAAGGAGGACCGGUGGGACUGUCAUUCAAUGCUCUCUCCAGUAGAAACCCCUAGACAGCUUCCAAGUAGCGACAGGAAGCAGGAUUCCCACUGGGGCAG
Messenger RNA from Sinocyclocheilus grahami, 1231 nucleotides. Its product is annotated as microtubule-associated serine/threonine-protein kinase 3-like. Lineage: Eukaryota; Metazoa; Chordata; Actinopteri; Cypriniformes; Cyprinidae. Gene Ontology annotation, molecular function: ATP binding; protein serine/threonine kinase activity. The record is from RefSeq and is a predicted model, not a curated record. Gene Ontology annotation, biological process: peptidyl-serine phosphorylation; intracellular signal transduction. The transcript has 9 exons. The annotation marks the transcript as partial.